Molecule: messenger RNA, 783 nt
Organism: Laccaria bicolor S238N-H82
Lineage: Eukaryota; Fungi; Basidiomycota; Agaricomycetes; Agaricales; Hydnangiaceae
Exons: 1
Coding region: 1-783 (260 amino acids)
Source: RefSeq, a predicted model, not a curated record
AUGGAUGGUAUAAAUUACAGUUGUGCAUAUGAUAGCUUAUUUGUGAUUUUAUAUCAUAUUUGGAACAUAGAUCCUUCAAGGUGGACUACAAAUUUUACAGAGAUCAACCAAGAUUAUUUAGGUGCACUGGCAGCUGGUUUCAACAAGGUGCUUGAAGGAACACUUACUUUAGAAAAUGUAAGAGAUGAACUUAGACAUGAUCUUCAUAAUUUAGAUCCUAUCAAAUUUCCUAUGGGCAAAACAGGAGCUAGUGUUGGACAACUUACAUUUGAAAUGCUUAAGCAUGAAGAAAAUAAUGCAGUGGCUGAAAUAAUAUGUUCAGACUGUGGAAAUGCAUAUGAAGUAGAUGAUACACUGGGAUAUGUUCUACAUGCAUCUGACCCUAUACCAGCAUCAACUUCAAAAUGGAUAGGAUCAAUUCAGAAGCCAUCUACAGAAAUAUGUGGGGGUUGCUCAGGUGAAAUGAUUGAGCAUGUAUCCUAUGCAGAGGUUCCAAAGAUUAUCAUCCUGGAGUACCCAUACUGUAAUACUGAAACUAGUCACAAGGUAAAGUUUGUAGUAAAUGGAGAAGAAGUUUUACUGAGCCUGAGAGGGAUCAUAUACCAUGGGGAUAAUCAUUUCACCUCUAGAGUUUUUUCAUAUGAAGGUAAAGUUUGGUUCCAUAAUGGGAUAACCACCAAAAAUAAGUGUAUAGAAGAUGGGCAGCUAGAUGAUAAAAGCAAUAAUGAUCUUAGAUACUAUCAAGAUCAGGAACUUGUUUUGGCUGUAUAUUCUCAACUUUAA